Messenger RNA from Megalobrama amblycephala (Wuchang bream), 6530 nucleotides. RefSeq names its product solute carrier family 12 member 7b (gene slc12a7b). Gene Ontology annotation, cellular component: membrane. The record is from RefSeq and is a predicted model, not a curated record. Bases 385 to 3777 code for a protein of 1130 amino acids. Gene Ontology annotation, biological process: potassium ion import across plasma membrane; chloride transmembrane transport; chemical synaptic transmission. The transcript is spliced from 26 exons. Gene Ontology annotation, molecular function: potassium:chloride symporter activity. Lineage: Eukaryota; Metazoa; Chordata; Actinopteri; Cypriniformes; Xenocyprididae.
AAGUUUUAGUUGGGUUUAGUGUAGUUUUAGUUAAUGAUAAUAACCCUGCUGACCAGGAGGAAGUCCCUUGAAGAGGUUCUCAAUCAAUAGCUUCCUUUUAUCUGGUGUCUUGUUGUGUCUGCGGAGGUUCAUACUGCCGCAGGGGAGAAAGGAGGAGAUUCAGCUCUUGUGUGCAUUAAGGACGACCCACAGGGCGGAGCUUUCCUAACUCCUUAUAGGGAGGCAAGCAGGUCACAUGGUCAAGCCGGUGUCAAAGAGAUAGGAGCACAACUGAGAACUUCGAACCACAACUCAAACAAGCCAGCGCCGAGGAGGAGAGGCAGAGGGUGAGAAAACAGAUAAGGAGAAAGUCAGACGUCUCGCAGACAGACACAUGGUGAGAAAAUGCCCACCAACUUCACUGUGGUCCCCGUGGAUGAUGGCAGAAAGUCAGCUCAGGAAGACACAGAUGACAACAACGUCCUGAAGGAGGAGGAUGAAGAAGCCGUAGGUGAGCCUGGGAAUUUUCCAAACCAUGGUGAUGGAACCCCAAGGGAAAGCAGUCCGUUCAUUCAUAACACAGAUGAUUAUAAGGGAACUCUAUAUGAUGGGAAAAACAUGGCACUUUUUGAGGAGGAGAUGGACAGCAAUCCCAUGGUGUCUUCGCUGCUCAGCAAGCUGGCCAACUACACAAACCUCACGCAGGGCGUCAGAGAGCACGAGGAGGCCGAUGAGGAUGAAGGCGCCAAGAAGAAAACAGUCAAGAGUCCACAAAUGGGGACGUUUAUCGGCGUCUACCUGCCCUGCCUGCAGAAUAUCCUGGGAGUGAUUCUCUUCCUGCGAAUGACAUGGAUCGUGGGAACGGCGGGAAUCUUGGAGUCCUUUAUCAUUGUGUCCAUGUGCUGCUCGUGUACAAUGUUGACAGCCAUAUCAAUGAGUGCCAUUGCUACAAACGGUGUUGUUCCAGCUGGAGGCUCUUACUACAUGAUCUCUCGGUCUCUGGGCCCUGAGUUUGGAGGUGCUGUGGGACUGUGUUUCUAUCUGGGCACCACGUUCGCCGGGGCCAUGUACAUCCUCGGUACCAUCGAGAUCUUCCUGACCUACAUCGUGCCCAGCGCUGCCAUCUUUAAGGCGGAGGAGAAGGCUCUGGAGGCCGAGGCCAUGCUGAAUAACAUGCGUGUGUACGGCACGUGCUGUCUGACGCUCAUGGCUGUGGUGGUGUUCGUCGGUGUGAAGUACGUCAACAAGCUUGCACUGGUUUUCCUGGCUUGUGUGGUGUUGUCCAUCCUGGCUAUCUACGCUGGCGUCAUCAAAACCAUCUUUGAACCUCCGGUUUUCCCGGUCUGUUUGUUGGGCAACCGCACCCUGCAGAACCACGGCUUUGACAAGUGCAUGAAGACAGAAAUAAUAGACAAUGUGACCGUGACCACGAAGCUUUGGUCUCUCUUCUGUCAAGGGCCAGAGCUCAACGCCAGCUGCCAUGAAUACUUCAACCUCAAUAACGUCACAGAGAUCCAGGGCAUUCCCGGCCUCACCAGCGGAGUCAUUUCAGAGAACAUGUGGGGAAGCUACGGCCCCGCUGGUAUGAUGGUGGAGAAAGCCCUGCCGGCGGUGCCGGCGACCGAUUCCUCUCAGGACCAGUACAUGCCGUAUGUAGUCAACGACAUCACCACCUUCUUCACGCUGCUGGUGGGAAUCUACUUCCCCUCGGUCACGGGAAUCAUGGCUGGAUCCAACCGAUCCGGGGAUCUGAGAGACGCUCAGAGGUCCAUUCCCAUCGGAACCAUCCUCGCCAUCGCAACCACCACCAUCAUCUAUCUGUCCUGCGUCGUGUUGUUUGGCGCCUGCAUUGACGGUGUGGUGCUCCGAGACAAGUUUGGGGACUCUGUGAAAGGGAACUUGGUGAUUGGCACGCUGUCCUGGCCCUCCCCCUGGGUGAUCGUGAUUGGCUCUUUCUUCUCCUGCUGUGGGGCGGGGCUUCAGAGUCUCACCGGCGCCCCCCGGCUGCUGCAGGCCAUUGCUCGAGACGGCAUAGUGCCCUUCCUCGAGGUGUUUGGUCACGGCAAAGCCAACGGAGAGCCGACGUGGGCUCUUCUUCUGACGGCUCUGAUCUGUGAGAGUGGGAUUCUCAUCGCUUCUCUUGACGCUGUGGCGCCCAUCCUGUCAAUGUUCUUUCUCAUGUGUUAUCUGUUCGUCAAUCUGGCCUGUGCCCUCCAGACGCUGCUGAGGACGCCCAACUGGAGACCGCGCUUCAAAUACUACCACUGGGCUCUUUCGUUUCUCGGGAUGAGUUUGUGUCUGGCUCUGAUGUUCAUAUCCUCCUGGUACUACGCUCUGGUGGCCAUGCUCAUCGCCGGAUGCAUCUACAAAUACAUCGAAUACCGCGGGGCCGAGAAGGAGUGGGGCGACGGGAUCCGCGGUCUGUCCCUCAAUGCGGCCCGCUUCGCUCUCAUUCGAUUGGAGGAGGCGCCGCCUCACACCAAAAACUGGAGACCUCAGCUGCUGGUGCUGCUCAAUCUGGACUCUGAGCUCUCAGUGAAACACCCUCGUCUUCUGUCCUUCACCACGCAGCUGAAAGCAGGCAAAGGUCUGACCAUCGUGGGUUCGGUGCUGGAGGGGACGUACCUCACCAGAGAGACUGAGGCCAAACGAGCAGAACAGAAUAUAAAAUCAGCCAUGGCGGCAGAGAAGACGAAGGGCUUCUGUCACGUUGUGGUGUCGUCGAACCUGCGCGACGGCAUCUCUCACCUCGUCCAGUCCGCCGGGCUCGGAGGAAUGAAGCAUAACUCUGUUCUGAUGGCUUGGCCCGGGAACUGGAGACAGUCCAACGACCCUCAAUCCUGGAAGAGCUUCAUAGAGACGGUCCGAGAGACGACUGCGGCCCAUCAGGCUCUGCUGGUGGCGAAAAACGUGGACAGUUUCCCUCAUCAGGAGCGUCUCAGUGAAGGAACCAUCGACGUGUGGUGGAUCGUCCAUGACGGCGGCUUGUUGAUGCUGCUGCCGUUUUUACUGCGACAGCACAAGGUGUGGAGGAAGUGUAAGAUGCGCAUUUUCACCGUGGCUCAGUUGGACGACAACAGCAUCCAGAUGAAGAAAGACCUGCAGAUGUUCCUCUAUCACCUCCGUCUGAACGCUGAGGUGGAGGUGGUGGAGAUGCAUGACAGUGACAUUUCAGCGUUCACCUACGAGAAGACCCUGGUGAUGGAGCAGCGCUCACAGAUGCUGAAGCAGAUGCAGCUGUCGAGGACGGAGCGCGAGCGAGAGAUUCAAAGCAUCACGGACGAAUCGCGUAGCUCCAUUCGGAGGAAGAACCAGAGCGGAGCCCACGGCUCAGGCGUCAAUAACCAGAACAGCCAACUAGAUGAGGAUAAACAAGAUGAGGCCCAGCUGAUCCACGACAGAAACACGGCGUCUCACGCGGCGCUGAACGACAAGGCCGACGCGACGCCGGAGCGAGUCCACAUGACCUGGACCAAAGAGAAGUUUUUCUCCGAACGCAACCGCAACCGAGAGCCCAACGCUAACGUGGCCGUGCGCGACCUUUUCAACAUGAAACCCGAAUGGGAGAGUCUGAACCAGUCGAACGUGCGCUGCAUGCACACAGCUGUCAAACUGAAUGAAGUGGUGGUCAACAAGUCUCAGGGGGCACAUCUGGUCCUGCUCAACAUGCCCGGACCGCCGAGGAACAGGGGCGGCGAUGAAAACUACAUGGAGUUUCUGGAGGUCAUGAUGGAGGGUCUCAACCGGGUCCUGUUGGUGCGCGGCGGAGGUCGAGAGGUCAUCACCAUAUACUCAUAAAGUGGACUGCGGCUGGACGCCCCACCGGCAGGAAUUCUGUUCAUUAUUUUUUCCCGGGCGUCAUGGAAAUCCUAGCAGAGGGUUUUGUGGCAGCAUCACGUCCGGCUGCGUGUUUAUUACGGGACAGUGACAUUCGUGACCCUCCUGAAGAGACUCAACGUGAAGCACCUAUGAAAGCGGCGAGACGAUACCGACACUUUAAUUUAUGACUGUUUUAUCGUUUUCUUUUAUUUGUUCGUACAAUGCUAGUUUUUAUGUGUUUAUCGUGCAACGUUCGGUCGAAGACUUUUCGAGGCGCGUACGAUCCGAUGGCUUCAGCUUUGCAAUGUUUGCGUGAAAGUAGGAGCAUUUUAUAAAGAUAAACGUGCUAAUGCCUGUUUAAUAUCCAUUCAUUCAUAAAGUCCAUCUGCACGUCUCCAUCGUCAGCCUGCAUUGCUUUUUUAUUUGCGUUUGCUAGCUAUGAUUCAGAUUGUCGCUUGAUACCCAAAAUAACAUCCUGCGCCGUUCGACUAAUCCAUAUCCACCUCUGAUAUCAAGGGAACGUUUGAGUUAGUUUUCUCGCGAUCGAUAGCGAUGCGGUGCGCAGAUGCUGAAUGUGUCCGAUGACGUUACUGACUUAAUGAUAUGAAAUGUGCAAUAAUUUAAAAUAUUUUUUACGAAGGCAUCACUGGCCGAACGUGACAUCCACUUACCAGGGUUUUGUGUUAUAAGAGUUGAAAUGUUUAAUGCGAACAGCGUUGGAGGAGAAAAGCCAUAACGUUUGACCGGCGCUGCUCUCGUUAUUGAGUACUGAGGUUUGGUUUUGGCUCCAUCUCGGCAUGAAUCACUGAAAUCUGUUUAAUCGGGAGGAUUUCAGCUGUAUUUGCACUUUUUUUAUUGUAUACGAUAAAAGCAAAAGGCACGGCUGACCCGUCCAGCACAACAUUUGCUGAUGAUCAGAACCAGCACUGCACAAUCUUUUUCUCUCAGCAAUAAACAUGUUUUCUCAUUAGCUGGAACGAAAUUUAGAGUAAACCGUCAAGUUAGCUACAGCAAUCUACUGUAUUAUCAAGUUCAACAUUUUUGAAGGUGAAGUGUGUUAUUUCUGCAGUCUGUUUGAGUGACACAAAUGAGCUGGAUGUUAGAGGUAGUUGGCUCAACCAAUGGAGUGACGGUGGGGGCGGGGCUACCAGUUUUUGACCAAUAGCAGAAGGGAGGAGUGUUUUUACAUUAGUCAUUAUUUUUAGAAAUGACACACUUCACCUUUACGAGGUUUAGGAAUGAUUGUGUUUAAAUCACAGAGCAGUUUUACCAACAUUUUAAAAAACAACUGCAAAAUACAAUACUAAUUUACACAGUAAAAUACAUUUUUCCAUUGGAACGGUAAUAUACUGUAAAAACAUUGCAUUCUGGGUAAUAUCAUUUGUCGUCUUCGAGAAAGUAGCUAUAGGCCUCUUUCCUCAAAAUGACAAAUAUUAACCAGAAUGCAUUGUUUUUAUGGUAUAUUACUGUUUCGAUGGAAAACGGUAUUUGUUUUGUUUUUUUACAGUCAUUUGCAAUGUUUUAUUUUUGCUGUUUUUGUUCUUACACACCGUGUCCUGACUAGACAUGAUGCACCUCAUUGGUCCAAAAUCACUGCAUAUUAAACAGCUAAUGCGUUCUGAUUGGCUGUGAUUUUGUUGAACUUUGUUGGUUCAGACACGGUGUCACAUGUUACACAUGCACUACUGUUCAAACGUUUGGGGUUAAGAUGAUCAUUUUUAAAAGAAUGAUGCAAAGAUGCAUUAAAUUGAUCAAAAGUGACAGUAAAGACAUUUAUAAUGUUACAAAAGAUUUCUAUGUCUAAUAAAUGCAGUUAUUAUUAAUCAUAAAUCUUUCUUGAGCAGCAAAUCAUUAUUUCUGAAGGAUCAUGUGACACUGAAGACUGGAGUAGUGAUGCUGAAAAUUCAGCUUUGAUCACAGAAAUAAAUUACACUUUACUAUAUAUUCACAUAGAAAACAUCUGUUUUACAUUGUAAAAAUAUUUCACUAUUUUUACUGUAUUUUUGAUCAAAUAAUGCAGCCUUGGUGAGCAGAAGAGGCUUUAAAAACAUACCAAACCUUUGAACGCUGGUGCAGAUUGUGUGAUUCUGAUGAUUCACAGUCAGAGGAAGAUGUGUGCCAAAAAUACCCGCUAAGAAACCGCGUCGGGUCAAACACUGUGGGCUGAAGCUCAUUCAGCCGGUUUGUGUCCAUCAUGAUGAUCAGCAGCAGCGUCGUCAGGGUUUGAGGGUCCAUCUCAGUGUUCAUAUCCUGACAGUUUCUUUCAGACCCCUGUUAGCGGUGCAGUGUUUUGUUACCAGAACAUUAUUACUGUAUUUUUCUACAGUGUGUUGUGACAUAGAUCAUUUUCUCUUGUGUUAUCUGAGGACGUAGUUUCUGCACUGCUCAGCUGUGGUGAAUGUGUUUCCCUUUAGGAGGAAUUGUGAAAUUUAGGAUGGGAAUAUUGUGUAAAAUUGCUUUUUAAAUUGUUUAUUUUAUGUGGUCAUUUCUUUUACUCAUUCAACAUGCCAUCAUUUUUCAUCUGACUUCUGUGUAAACUGGAUUUUCUUUUCAUCAAAAGGACCUGGAGGUUAUUGAACGGAUUCAUACAAAUGUACAGUUACAGAUUUUCUUUUCUUUGUCCUUUAAGACACCAAAGAUACACUAAGGUUUUCAUCUGUGAUGAGGUAUGAAUAACCUCUCUGAAAGAUGUGUUGAUCAAAAUACCAGAAUAAAACAGCAGCUGAAGAGCA